Messenger RNA from Sitophilus oryzae (rice weevil), 579 nucleotides. Its product is annotated as dynein heavy chain 6, axonemal-like. Gene Ontology annotation, cellular component: dynein complex. The record is from RefSeq and is a predicted model, not a curated record. The transcript is spliced from 4 exons. Gene Ontology annotation, molecular function: minus-end-directed microtubule motor activity; dynein light intermediate chain binding; dynein intermediate chain binding. The coding region runs from base 1 to 579 and encodes 192 amino acids. Gene Ontology annotation, biological process: microtubule-based movement. NCBI's taxonomy places the organism in Eukaryota, Metazoa, Arthropoda, Insecta, Coleoptera, Curculionidae.
AUGGCUGAGAUCCUGAGAGCCACGGGUGUGGACGAGGGAGAUCUGAGAAUUGUAACCGAGCUCUACUGGCAUCAAACGGCCCAAGUGGAAGAGUCAUGGAAAACUUUAGAAUUUUGUGUAAUUCCCCAUAAAGAUGCAAAAGACGUUUAUAUUUUGGGCUCCCUGGAAGAUAUACAAACCGCUCUAGAUGAAAGCAACAUUAAUAUUACAACCAUAGCAAGUUCUAGACAUGUUGGUCCUAUAAAAUCCAGAGUGGAGGAAUGGCAAAGAAAUCUAGAUUUAUUUUUUAGAACAUUGGAUGAAUGGAUGAAUUGCCAGCAAAGUUGGAUAUAUUUAGAAGUUAUUUUUUCGGCACCGGAUAUUCAAAGGCAACUUCCAAAUGAAGCCAAAUUAUUUGUUAUUGUAGAUAAAUCUUGGAAAGAUGUAAUGAGAAGAACCGCAAAAUCGCUAAAUACCACGCCGACAUGCUCCCUGCCCUCAAAUCCAUCUAAGAUGAAUGGAACGAGGUCCGGAAUAGCCAGCACAGUGGCAGUGCUACAUCCCGGAUCUGAAGCUGAACUGUUGGACGUUCAGCAAUAA